Molecule: messenger RNA, 3483 nt
Organism: Anneissia japonica
Lineage: Eukaryota; Metazoa; Echinodermata; Crinoidea; Comatulida; Comatulidae
Product: prostaglandin reductase 2-like
Exons: 7
Coding region: 23-1087 (354 amino acids)
Biological process (GO): prostaglandin metabolic process
Molecular function (GO): 15-oxoprostaglandin 13-reductase [NAD(P)+] activity
Source: RefSeq, a predicted model, not a curated record
CAAGUGUGAAACAUUUUUAAAAAUGGAGCAUGAUGGUGAGCAAGUCAGCAGGCGUGUGGUGUUGUCAAGUCGUCCAGGAGUUGAUGGGGUACCGUCUGCUAACAACUUUGCUGUCGAGAAAUGCAGCUACCCAUCAGAAUUAGCUGACGGCAAUGUACUGCUGAAAACGCUGUAUCUCUCAGUAGAUCCAUAUAUGAGAUGCAGAAUGAAUGAAGACACUGGAGCUGAUUACCUUGGACCAUGGAAGUUAGGUGAAUCCAUUACUGGAGGAGGGGUUGGAGUUGUUAUAUUGAGCAAUUCUGCAAGUCUAUGUGUAGGAGAUGUUGUUGAGGGUUUUCAUUGGCCAUGGCAGCACUAUGCUGAAAUACCUGCUGACCAGUUACAGAAGGUGGAUCCAUCUGUAGUAGACGAUCGCCAUUCAUUAUUCCUUGGUGCCGUUGGAAUGCCAGGUCUAACAGCAUUAUUGGGAGUACAGGAGAAGGGGCAUGUAAAAGCAGGGGGCAAGCAAACAAUGGUGAUUAGUGGUGCAGCAGGGGCAUGUGGCAAUAUAGCUGGACAGAUUGCAAUGCUAAAAGGUUGUGCAAAUGUUAUUGGUAUCUGUGGGUUGGAGGCCAAAUGCAAAUUUCUUACAGAAGAUUUGCAAUUCCAAGCAGCCAUUAAUUACAAGACAGAGAGCGUAGAGAAACGGUUGAAGGAAUUAGCAGAUGGUGGAGUGGAUAUCUACUUUGAUAACGUGGGAGGAAAUAUAAGCAACAUUGUGAUUAGCCAGAUGAAUGCAGACUCGCAUGUGAUUCUGUGUGGUCAGAUUUCACAGUACAAUAAAGAUGUUCCAUAUCCACCUCCACUACCCAAAGAUAUUGAGCAAAUAUUACAAGCAAAGAACAUCACAAGAGAUCGAUUUCUAGUCCUCAACUACCAAGACAAGUUCUUAGAAGGAAUAAUGCAAUUGGCCAGUUGGGUCAAGACAGGGCAGUUGAAGGUGAAGGAAUCAGUUGUUCACGGACUUGAAAAUUGUGGAGCGGCAUUUGUAUCAAUGAUGACAGGAGGCAAUAUUGGUAAACAAGUUGUACAUAUAGCUGAUCUUUGAUGUUCAAGUGUGUCAAUCUGAUCGGUAAUCUGAUUAUUACCCCUCCCCAUCUUUCGAAAACAGAUCUGCGCCCUUGCCUACUACAUCAAAAGAUAUACUGCUAGUCGAAAAUUAUGGGCCCCUGCUUGUAGAGAAGCGGUAUAGUCUUGCCGUCUACGUAUAAAGGAAUGGCCAAACAGACACAUCUUAAGUAGCAUAUUAGAUACAUAAAGAAAAUAUGGUCUCCAAACUUACUUAAUAUUAUCGGAUUUGCAAAAACACAAGCGUUGGUAUUGUGGAAAACUGUGUUGUACCGUGAAAUUCAAAAGUAUAACUUCUUCUUGUACUGUGCAAUUCAAAAGUAUAAUUUUUUCUCAAGUCGCAAUAAAAUGAGGUUAAAACGAAGAGCAAGAUUUAACAGCAGUUAACACUAGGAUGGACAAUAAUAGAGUGUUACCCCGAGACACAUCCCAACUAACUCAAGUUACCUCAAUUACAAGGCUCUCUGCCUUACGAAACAUCUGGUAAACAUAUAAAGCCUAGCCGCUUGUAUACACAAAACUAUUUUUCUCCUUUACGUUCGAAAAAUUUUCUUUAUUAUAUUUCCAAUGAUAUUAAAGUGAUUGUUGUUUCCCUGUGUACUGUUUAAAAAGAACAAAACAAAAAGCCAGCUUCCUCUGUUACACGCAAAACCAAGCGCAAGUGGCUCUGCAGAACAAGUAGCAAGUCGGCGAUGACCAGUCAGUCGUCCAGAUACAUGAAGAUUUGAAUGCCUUGUUCGUGAAAAUAUGCCGCUAGAGCCUUGACCACCCGAGUGAACACCCGCGGCGCGGUAGAUACUGUGUGCUAAAUGGCAGAAUGAGGAAUUGGAACACCUGGCUGUCAAGGCGAACCUCAACCAGCAUUGAUCCGACUUGCGGAUUGUGAUGUGGAAAUAAUCGUCCUUCAGGUCGAUUGUAGCUGCCCAAUCUCCUUUCUUCAGACCCAUGAGAACGGUUGACCCAUCCGAAACCUGCUGGGAACAAUAAAAGGUUUUAGACACCGUAAAUAGCCUCCCGUUCCGUGCCCAGGCCUCCUCACGUGCCGCAAACGAGCCAAAGAACAAAUCAUUAGCCUCAAACGAGGGAACUUCCAGAAAGCGGUGUUAAUCACCCGGAGAGAUGUCAGUCGCGCGGAGGAAGGAGGCUUACGUGACCGUGACGCGCCACCCCCGCAGACAACGCGAUAGUUGCCUGUUGGUCGGCGAUGAGCCCCAUCACCUGCUGUAACGGGACCACGUCAUCGUCUAUUUUAGGGGGCGAACUGGAUCAGCUAGGAAACUGAGAACGUAACCACAGAUAUUGACGGUGCGCAACGUCUCCCGUGCCUCGUGAUCGUGAGACUGAAGAGCCUCUUCAGCCGUGGCCUGUGCCUUGUUCUUAAAAGUAGUCUUUGCGUUAAUAUCGAGGCCUUGGUCCUCACGAACUCCAUCAAUUUUCUUUUGUCUCUCAUCAGUUCUUUCUUCUUUCAUUCCAUUUUCAACCUCAACCAAGUCCUCAAUCAGCAGAGCUAACUUGCUAUCAACAACCGAGAGACUGUUCUUACGUUUAACAACAGGUUUCUUUACAGCUGUAUUGCAUUGUUCAUAAUAUAAUUACAGAUUACAGAUUUGUAAAGGUAUUCAGUAAUUUAAAUAACUCAUUGUUUAAAUUGAUAUUUAUAUAUAGGUCCAAAAUACCUUGUUCAAUUUUCAAUCAAUGUGUAACUUUUGCUUUUUCUACUACAAACUUGUAUUUUAUAUAUAGUGAUGUAGCCUAAAAUUUUAAGUGUUUUUCAAAUAUUAUGAAUUUUGUAAAAAUGAUAAUUUCACAAACAAUACAUAUAAACAUGGAUUUACACUAUUACUACUAUGCAAGUCAUGUGGCUACAUACUGUAAAUGCUUUAAUUGAGAGUUUCUAUUACCCUGUGUGUAGUGAAACACUUUGAGAAACAGGGUUUUACAUAUAAUGUAUACAGUGUUAAAAUGAAUAAAUAACAUAAUAAAGACACAAGCAUUUCUCUAUAAACAUUUAUUUACGAUGACAUGACCUAUGGUAAUAGGUCUACGGGAAUGUAUGAUAGGUAACAUGGGAUUUGGCAUUUUUUUAUAAGCUCCGUUUUCAAUUAAGCGCCGCACUGAAGCCUCCAAAAAUGUUAUAAGCGUAUUUGAGCAUUUACGGUAUGGUCACUCUGUUUAUUGUGUAUGUGAAUAUUUACAGUAAUGUGUAUGUUUUGAAUGAGAUCAUGUGACGAUUUGUAAUGGGUUCAUUAUAUUUAACUACUUUCUAGGUUUUACUUCUAUACAACAUAUUUAUUGUACAGAAUAUUUGUUGUAUUCUGUGAGUCAUCUUGCUUUAAGAACAAAAUAUUGUAUAAUAAAAAUAUAUUAGAUUGAAUA